AUGAGCAAGGCGGAGUCUUUCAGACAAAAAUCGGAGCAGAACGGGAUUCUUAACCCGGCCUCCAGAAUCAACAAUAAGACAGAGUGGUUAUCUUGCAGUGUCUUGCGUGAUGUGCCUUUAUCUCAAAGCAGUAGUCAAAGGAAAGCAAAGCUUCCUGAGGGAAGUGACGCUAAUCCAAACUUUAGCUCCUUGCUGUACAAACAUGCUGAAAAUAUCAGUGAACAUAUCCGUGAGUCUAAAGCCUUGGGAAAGGAAAAAGACAUGGAAAUGCAAUCAUUCCGUACAAAUCAACAAGCAAAUAGUCGUGACGUAAGAAAACAGGAAAACGUAGAUAGAAUGAUUGCUUCUCCAGAGUCUUUUCAUUUGUCGAAAUUGAGUCUUUUCAAAUCGGAAGCCGGUAACACUGAUAUUGUGGAUUUCAAAGAGCCGAUGAAUCCUCAUCAUCGGUUAGCUCAACAUCUCUCAGAGGGCAGGCGGUUGAAGACCCAUGGUCCCGCUGUCCACUCUGUUGCUGAGAAUUGCUUGUUAAUGAAUGAGCACAGAAAGAAGAUGGCUCCCCCUGCUGGUGGCUCGAGCUGUCGCUUGUCAUCAGUGGAGGCAAAUAACCCCCUAGUGGCCCAACUGCUGCAGGGCAGUCUGCCUUUGGACGGGUUUCGGCAGCCUCGGCCGAGAGCCGAAAUAAACCAGCCUCCUUCAGUGUUUCCGAAUACCUCAGUAUGCAAAAUGGCUGCUUCCGAGAGAAACACCAUAGAAAACUCUCAAAGCUGCCUGAGCCCAGAUCGCAAAGCGUACACCCUGGAUCCGAAUGGGCCCAACCACGUCAGGAAGCAGGACAACCAUGACAACACAUGGACGACCAAGCAUGCGAGCAAGCUGAACCACAUCAAAACUGAGCCACAUCAGGGGAAACAAAUGGUGGAGGAUGAGUUCAAGUCCUCCUGCAGCCGGAACACUCAAUUAAAUCAACUGGGACAGACGUAUGCCCAGGAGUGGGAGAGCAAAAACCUGAUGCACAGCAGAAUCAUCCCCAGCGCAGAGAUUAAACAGCCAGCGAGCCCCCUUCCUGCAUGCAGCUUUCAGAAACGCUUAUCAAGUAUCAGCUUUUCCUCUGAGGACAGCACCUCUCAAAGGCUGUUUAAUCAUCUGCAGACGGAUGCUGGAAACAGCCCACCAGCCGCUUUGCUUCAAGCCAGUAUAAAAACCACCUUUGGCAGCGGCCUUCCGAAUAAAUUCAGGCAUCAGGAACCGAAAGGUGUAGGGAAGGUGUAUGUCUCUGUUGCGACAAAUCAGCUGAGAAGAGGAAGCAUUUUUCUUCCUGAGCAGCAGAUGAAGCAGGUUGAUGGCUCUGACGGUGUCUCACGGGCUGUCCGGAACAAAUUCCUAGGCCCUCCGUCAAGCGGUCCGCCGGAGGUCCGGUUCGAUCAAAACCAAACGGCCAUCCCCACGAAGGCCGUUCGAGGUGUGAGCGGUGUUCCCUCUGCAAAUAUCUGCAGCGUGGUGAAAGAGGAGCCUCUGCCAUUCAACGAGAGGUUCAGCAACUGCCAAAUGAGUGCUAAACAGUCCCAUCAAAAACAGGAUUUCCAGGAGAACAUGCAGGCUUUUCAAAUCAAAAACCCAGAGUUUCCUCCCUACUCAGCCUCUGAGCAAAAAAAGGGAGGCGUGCAAAGAGCCCCCCAUUCGCAUCCCCAUCAGCAGCUGUACAACCGCUACCCUUCGGUACAGUUUAACAAUGGAAAGUUUAACCCUUCGAUACAGUUUAAUAGUGGGAACAGAACAGCGUCUGUGAUCGAGAAGUCUAUCGGGCACUUCCUGGGCAACAGUGCGAGUGUGGUUCGUGGCUUGUCGGCCCAAAGCGCUCCAGCGCAAUUUGCUGACAGUGGCAGAUCGGACGGACUGGAGCUGAAAUGCUCUUGCAGAUUGAAAGCCAUGAUUGUCUGUAAGGGUUGUGGGGCCUUCUGCCAUGAUGACUGUAUUGGUCCUUCCAAGCUGUGUGUUGCCUGCCUUGUCGUUCGAUAA
Messenger RNA from Megalops cyprinoides (Indo-Pacific tarpon), 2016 nucleotides. Its product is annotated as putative Polycomb group protein ASXL3. Bases 1 to 2016 code for a protein of 671 amino acids. Gene Ontology annotation, biological process: animal organ morphogenesis; positive regulation of transcription by RNA polymerase II. Gene Ontology annotation, cellular component: PR-DUB complex. Gene Ontology annotation, molecular function: peroxisome proliferator activated receptor binding; DNA binding; chromatin binding. The transcript has a single exon. Lineage: Eukaryota; Metazoa; Chordata; Actinopteri; Elopiformes; Megalopidae. The record is from RefSeq and is a predicted model, not a curated record.